GUGGGAGAGGACUGGUACCUGGAGGGUUGUAAGCAGAAGUGUAUGUGUCAUGGUGGUGGCAACAUCGAGUGUAGUAACACUACAUGUAAUCCAGUCACUGAGAGCUGCCAGCUACACGAGGGAGAAUACGAAUGCAGACCCGUGGUCAUCAAAAAAUGUGUUCAUGAUAUAUCCUUUACUUACUCACAAGGGGUCGAGUGUCCCUCGGGCAGUGAGCACAACCACUGUGGCCCUGCUUGUCCUCAGCCCACUUGCCAGAACCCUGCUGGCUCAGGAGGCUCCUGCAAUGAGACGUGUGUGGAAGGAUGUUUCUGCAAACCUGGCUUUGUUCUUAGUGGAAAUCAGUGUGUUCCUCUCAGUGAGUGUGGAUGCACCGAUGAAGAUGGAAAGUACCGGCCGGUGGGAGAUGACUGGUACCUGGAGGGUUGUAAGCAGAAAUGUGUGUGUCGUGGUGGGGGCAACAUCGAGUGUAGUAACACUACAUGUAAUCCAGUCACUGAGAGCUGCCAGCUACACGAGGGAGAAUACGAAUGCAGACCCGUGGUGCAUACUACACCAAAACCAACAACUACAGUGCAGACUACACCAAAACCAACAACUCCAGUGCAGACUACACCAAAACCAACAACUCCAGUGCAGACUACGCCUAAACCAACAACUCCGGGGCAGACUACACCUAAACCAACAACUCCGGUGCACACUACACCUAAACCAACAACUCCGGUGCACACUACACCUAAACCAACAACUCCGGUGCACACUACACCUAAACCAACAACUCCGGUGCACACUACACCUAAACCAACAACUCCAGGACAAACUACACCAAACCCAAGUAUGAAAUUUAUUCAUAUAACUGUAGGUGCAACGGGUCGAGUGCUGCUUAGGAGCACUCGGUGUUAUCAACCAGUUUCAAAUUAAUAAC
Molecule: messenger RNA, 925 nt
Organism: Cynoglossus semilaevis (tongue sole)
Lineage: Eukaryota; Metazoa; Chordata; Actinopteri; Pleuronectiformes; Cynoglossidae
Product: zonadhesin-like
Exons: 4
Source: RefSeq, a predicted model, not a curated record